CUAACAAUUUCAACGGAAAGAGUUCGACCAAAAAAACACUCAACUGGGGAAAAGAGAGAGGGACUCCCCUCCGGUGAGUUAGUUUAUUUGGGGAAACAACGGCGAGGAAGUGGCGGGAUAGCAAGGGAGGAGAGUCGGGAAGGUGGGAGUUCUCAGGACAUUGAUGAUCGUCCCUGCCUUGCAAACUGUUACGGUUCUGAUGAUCCAUUAAUUGGCGUUGCUAAAAGUAAAACCCAGUUGGAGAAAAGGCUCUAAUGCGCACAUACUCUUUCGUUACCUCGCUCUCUCCCUUCCGCCUGUCCAACAAUCACCCAAUGCUCAACAGUGGAACUUGGGUGCCCAUUUCUUUGCGUCAAAUUUUCAGGUACUUCGGUGAUUUUGGCUGUGGGUUCUGACGAUCGCCAUGAUUCGUAGCACGCGUAGGCUUUCUUCCUUAUUGGUGGGUGAUGGAUUUUUCCUCGGAUAAUUCAUUUUGAUUGUUCGGUUUCUGGUUUUUUUCACUUUAUAGUCUUUGGUUGGCAAGGAAAAUGGUGAUUCAUGGGUUUCUUUAGAUUAUUUUAGGAAGAGAGAGGGCGGGGAAUGAUUAGAGGAUCAAUUACUUGAUAGCGAGAGAAGAAUGGGAAGAUUUAGCGAUGGCAGAAGGCUCUGGCGAUCAGGAACAAAGUGGGGGCUGUACUUUUGGUUCGCAGUAACGUGUGUACUUGGAAUGGGUUUGGUGGGAAGGUAUUGAGGUUAUUGCUGUUGAAGUUAACGGGGGUUGUCUGAACUGGGUUGCUGUUUCAUGCUCUGAAUUUCCGGCUUUAGGGUUCAAGUGAGGGCCUGAAAAUUUUGUAUGAAUAUAGGCAGGAUCAAGCAUAUGAAGUGAGAUUCUGAGGGUAGUUUGAUAGACUGAAUGUUGAUAUCAGGGAGGGUGCUAGGGAUGAAUUCUGCAAUGGAUGAGAUAAAUCUUUUGCGGCAAGCGCAGAGACAUCCAUUAGUUCGUGAAAUCGGGGAAGAAAUCGACUUGGAAAUAGGGCCCGGCGACGAUGAUCCUUCCUUUGCUCACGCGCCGCUUGUGGACGUCCCUCAGGAGCCUACUUCCGAAGAGCAGGAAGAUCACAAGCAUUUGCUCAUGGCUCCCGGGCAAGACCAAGAGUUGGUUAGGCUGCAGCAAACCAAGCGGAAGAAGAAGGUGGUGAAGAAAUGGAGGGAAGAAUGGGCCGAUACGUAUAAGUGGGCUUAUGUGGAUGUAUUUGAGGGAACAACAAGGAUAUUCUGCUCAGUGUGUAGGGAGUAUGGGAGAAAGCAUAGGAGGAAUCCGUACGGGAAUGAGGGCAGUAGAAAUAUGCAGAUGAGUGCGCUCGAAGAGCAUAACAAUAGUUUACUUCACAAGGAGGCGCUUCGUCUCCAACUUGCCUCCAAAGAUAAAAACCUUGCAACUGUAGAAAGACCAGUUUAUGUCAAAGCUCUAAUGUCCAAAACUGCUGGAUCCAUUGUUGAAGCAGUUCUGAGAAGAGAUCCUCAUGAAGUUGAAUUCAUACAGUCAGUUCAAGAAGUGGUUCAUUCCCUAGAGCCCGUCUUAGCCAAGAGUUCUCAGUUUGUCCACAUUCUGGAACGCCUACUGGAACCUGAGCGGACCAUUGUGUUUCGAGUCCCAUGGGUUGAUGAUAAGGGAGAGACACAUGUAAACCGAGGAUUUCGUGUACAAUUCAGCCAAGUAUUGGGCCCUUGUAGAGGCGGUCUUAGAUAUCAUCCAAAUAUGAAUUUAAGUACUGCCAAGUUUCUUGCAUUUGAACAGACAAUGAGAAAUGCUUUAUCACCAUAUAAACUUGGAGGUUCUGGUGGUGGAAGUGACUUUGACCCAAAAGGAAAAAGUGAAAAUGAGAUCAUGCGCUUUUGCCAAAGUUUUAUGGAUGAACUAUAUCGUUAUCUGGGCCCUGAUCAGGAUCUUCCUGCAGAGGACAUGGGUGUUGGUCCUCGGGAAAUGGGCUAUCUUUUUGGGCAAUAUAGACGCUUGGUUGGCCACUUCCAGGGAAGUUUUACAGGCCCAAGAAACUUCUGGUCAGGAUCCAGUCUCCGGACAGAGGCUACUGGUUAUGGACUGGUCUAUUAUGCACAACUUAUUCUAGCGGAGAUGAAUAAAGAUCUCAAAGGACUAAGAUGUGUUGUCAGUGGCUCUGGAAAGAUUGCAAUGCACGUCUUGGAGAAACUUAUUGCCUUCGGUGCUAUCCCAAUUACAAUAUCAGAUUCAAGAGGCUAUUUACUGGACGCAGAAGGUUUUGAUUAUGUUAAAUUUCCACUUUUGAGAGACAUAAAGGUUCAGCAAAGAAGCUUGAGAGAUUAUGUAAAGUCAUAUACUCAAGCAAAGUACUUUGAGGAUGCAAAACCUUGGAGUGAGCGGUGUGACCUUGCAUUUCCAUGUGCAUCACAAAACGAAAUGGAUCAAGCAGAUGCAUUAGCUUUGGUUAAUUCUGGUUGCCGUAUCCUGAUAGAAGGUUCAAACAUGCCAUGCACUCCACAGGCUAUAGAUGUGCUCCGGAAGGCCAAAGUCCUGGUUGCUCCAGCAAAGGCUGCAAGUGCAGGAGGGGUUGGUGUAGGAGAACUUGAAUUAAGUCAAGACUGUAGUUCAAUACACUGGUCGCCAGAGGAGUUUGAAAGUAAAUUACAGGAAUCCAUGAAGCAGAUCUACCAGAAAUCUGUAAAAGCAGCCAGUGACUAUGGAUUCAUGAAAGAGAACCCAGAGGCUUUGGUUCAUGGGGGGAAUAUCUCUGCUUUCCUCAAUCUUGCUCAGGCCAUGAUCGAACAAGGAUGUGUUUGAUGGUUAACUAGAAGCCUUUGCGAAGGAGUAGAAUAUUGUUGUUCAGUAGUAACUUUGAAAAACUGGAUCGCUUUGUUCUGCAUCCGUGGAUGGACUUCGACGGCCAGCAUCCUGCAGAGCAGAUUUGUUGUGGAGCAUUUGUCUAGUAGCCUGUUGAGCAAGAGAGCUCUGGUUGUUUGUAAAAUAGGCGCAUGUUUAGUAGAAGUGUAAUUUUCCCCAUUUGAUAAAUAUUUGUUUAAGAUAGAAAAUGGCCCCAUGUAGAAAGAUUAGGUGGAUCAUUUUCUAUUUGAUACAAAUCACUGUACUUGUCUAUCUGCCAUGAUGCGUAUGGCAUGAAUAAGAUGAUAAUCCACUUUCUUGUAACUUUAUAUAUGAAAAACUGGAGUCCAGCCAUUCAUCUUCAAAA
Nymphaea colorata (pocket water lily) is the source of this 3203-nucleotide messenger RNA. RefSeq lists its product as uncharacterized. Gene Ontology annotation, molecular function: L-glutamate dehydrogenase (NADP+) activity. The record is from RefSeq and is a predicted model, not a curated record. Gene Ontology annotation, cellular component: cytosol. The coding region runs from base 893 to 2797 and encodes 634 amino acids. NCBI's taxonomy places the organism in Eukaryota, Viridiplantae, Streptophyta, Magnoliopsida, Nymphaeales, Nymphaeaceae. The transcript has 15 exons.